CAAGCCAUUACUCCCCUUCUUCCUCUCUCUUUCAUCAGCCCCUCUGUUUAUAUCUCUCUCCCACAUUUCACCUUUCAAAAUCUACUCUUUACCAAACUCCAACAUAUUGUAUUUCCCAUUCAACGUUCUUUUAUCCAUAUGACCUGCAUCCGCUCUGCUGCGAUUUAAUUAUUUCCCCUUGUCCAUUAGCUUCCACGUUAUUAUAUCCUUGUACUGAAGCCAACCGCCAUCAUUUCUACCUCGAUUUAAGUCUGUUGUCGCCCUGCCUUCCUUGUUUCAUUGAAGGAAUCAGUGCUUAAGAGUCUCCGAAGGUAUUGCUUUCAAUCAUCUGGCUAGUAGAGAGGCUCAGAACGACGUAUUCGCAGUCAAUACUUACCAUGAUUUCCGUUGCCUCACCCGAUGUCCAUCCUCAUGAGGCCUCCCCGCCUGCGGCGGUGCCGCCGCGGCCGUCGCAAGCAGAAAAUAUUAUCUUUCGGUCAAGGCUCCCCGACAUUCCCAUCCACAACAACCAGCCCCUCCACACCUACUGCUUCGAGAAGCUUGUAGAGUUCGCCGACAAUCCUUGCCUCAUUGCCGGGCCAACCGGCCAAACUUACAGCUUUGCCGAGACCCACCUCCUAUGCCGCCGCGUAGCUGCAGGCCUCGCCGACAUCGGCAUCAAGCAAGGCGACGUGAUCUUCCUUCUCCUCCAAAACUGCCCACAGUUCGUCUUCACCUUCAUCGCCGCCUCUUUCCUCGGCGCGGCCGCGACCGCUGCUAAUCCUUUCUGUACUUCGGCGGAAAUCCAUAAACAAUUCACUUCCUCCGGAGCGAAGGCCGUCAUCACGCAGUCCAUGUACGUGGACAAACUCCGUAGCUGGGAGGAAUUCCAAGCCGGACUCGUCGUUAUCACCGUCGACGAUCCCGCGGCAGGCUGUUUACCCUUCUCCGUUCUCUCCUCCGGGGACGAGGCAGCGGUUCCGGAAAUAUCGAUCGACGCCGAAGACACGGUUGCCCUGCCGUUCUCUUCGGGCACGACGGGGUUUCCAAAAGGUGUAGAACUGACGCAUCGGAGCUUGAUAUCAAGUAUCGCGCAGCAGGUCGACGGAGAAAACCCGAACCUUUAUCUGAAAACCAGCGACGUGGUGCUCUGCGUGCUUCCCCUGUUUCACAUAUUUUCACUCAACUCUGUUUUGCUCUGCUCGCUGAGGGCUGGAGCGGCCGUGCUGAUAAUGCCGAAGUUUGAGAUUGGGACGAUGCUGGGAUAUAUUGAGAGGUAUAAGGUGACGAUGGCGGCUGUGGUGCCACCAUUAGUGCUGGCUCUGGCGAAGAACCCGGUGGUGGAGAACUACAAUUUGAGCUCGAUAAGGAUCGUUAUCUCCGGCGCGGCGCCACUCGGCAAGGAGCUUGAGGCCGCCCUUAGUUGCCGGCUGCCGCAUGCGAUCCUCGGACAGGGCUAUGGCAUGACUGAGGCUGGGCCAGUGCUAUCCAUGUGCCCGGCAUUCGCCAAGCAACCGACCGUGGCCAAAUCCGGAAGCUGCGGCACGGUUGUCCGCAAUGCCGAGCUGAAGGUUAUCGAUCUAGAGACCGGCUUCUCGCUCAACCGUAACAAGGCUGGCGAGAUAUGCAUCCGUGGGGAUCAGAUCAUGAAAGGUUAUCUUAAUGAUCCUGAAGCUACAUUGGCGACUAUUGAUGUGGAGGGGUGGCUUCACACGGGGGAUGUUGGCUAUGUAGAUGAUGAUGAUGAAGUGUACAUUGUCGAUAGAGUGAAAGAGCUCAUCAAGUUUAAAGGCUUUCAGGUUCCUCCGGCUGAGCUCGAAGCACUUCUAGUAAGCCAUCCUUGUAUUGCUGACGCUGCUGUUGUCCCACAAAAGGAUGAAGCUGCUGGCGAGGUUCCAGUUGCCUUCAUUGCUCGAUCUACUGACAAUAUUGAACUCACUGAGGAUGAAGUAAAAGAGUUCAUAGCAAAGCAGGUGGUGUUCUACAAGAGAUUGCACAAGGUGUAUUUUGUCCAUGCAAUACCAAAAUCUCCUGCAGGGAAGAUUAUGAGGAAGGAACUGAGAGCCAAAUUGGCUAAUGCUGGAGCUUAGUAGGGAUCUCCUCAAUAAGAGAGUCCAAAAGCUCAGAGAGUGGUUACCACUGACUGUUGAGUCCAUGCAUUGAUUAAGAAGUUAAUUUAAAUAAAAAUAAUUAGGCAAUAAAGUCAAGAAAUUCCAUUGAAAGUGGUAUGAAGCUAUUUGGUGAUGUUAUAGUGUUUCUUUAUCAUGAAACUUAAUGAUAUAAUGUGGUGCUAUGAAAUUUAUAAAUGUUGAUGCUCUUGCUGUUAAUCUGAGUGGUAAUACAAGAUAAAUUAGCUUUUGAGCGGUCAUCUAC
Messenger RNA from Dendrobium catenatum, 2352 nucleotides. Its product is annotated as probable 4-coumarate--CoA ligase 2. The transcript has 6 exons. The record is from RefSeq and is a predicted model, not a curated record. Bases 378 to 2069 code for a protein of 563 amino acids. NCBI's taxonomy places the organism in Eukaryota, Viridiplantae, Streptophyta, Magnoliopsida, Asparagales, Orchidaceae. Gene Ontology annotation, molecular function: 4-coumarate-CoA ligase activity.